Messenger RNA from Ylistrum balloti, 5558 nucleotides. RefSeq names its product adenylate kinase isoenzyme 5-like. Gene Ontology annotation, molecular function: ATP binding; AMP kinase activity. Gene Ontology annotation, cellular component: cytoplasm; cytosol. The coding region runs from base 16 to 3639 and encodes 1207 amino acids. Gene Ontology annotation, biological process: nucleoside triphosphate biosynthetic process. NCBI's taxonomy places the organism in Eukaryota, Metazoa, Mollusca, Bivalvia, Pectinida, Pectinidae. The record is from RefSeq and is a predicted model, not a curated record. The transcript is spliced from 28 exons.
GUCCGUAGUGGCAAGAUGACUACGGAUGAUGCGAAAUCCUAUCUGUCAAAAAGACAGAUCCCUCGACUCUUUGAGUCGUUGAUGACUGGUUUGAUGUACCAUCGACCAACAGACCACAUCAAAUACCUGAUAGAUUGUCUUCAGAAGGUUCAGGAAAAGGGAGGAAACAACAUCACAUGGAGUGCCUUUGUAGACAUACGGCGAACCAAGACACCACUUCCCCCUAUCACACCUCCAGACGGAAAGAAGAGACGGUCUAGACCAUCAUCUAGACAGAAGGAGCCAUCCAAGAUAGAGAAGCAGCAGAGUUUUGAGGAGAAGAAAGCAUCACCCUUACCACCCAUCACUAAGAAUGUUGAUGAUGUGCCUGAUGUUCCUAUCACACUUAUUAUAGGUGGCCCAGGCAGUGGAAAACUCACUCAAGUUAAGUUGUUACAGCAGACAUACCCAGGAUGGGUACAUCUGUCCAUGGGAGACCUCCUGAGGGCACAGAUCACUGAAAAGGGAUCGGCAGAGGACAAGUGGGAUAUGAUUGGAGAUCUUGUCAAUAGAGGAGAGAUGGCUCCAGAGGAGAUCACAGCAGACCUCCUCCUCACCAGCCUAAAGAGUCAUCCCAAAGCCGAAGGUUUCAUACUGGAGGGUUACCCCCGUACAAUCAACCAGCUUAAGCAGUUUGACAAAAUUGUGGGUCGGCUGGAUAUGUCCUUUAUGUUGGACUGUGACGAACACUGCUGUACACAAAGGCUGCUACAGCGGGGCCAGAAGGAGGAGAGACUGCACGACAAUAUAAAUGCGAUACAGCGCCGUCUCACAGCAUUCAAAUGUAACACAUUGCCUGCAGCCAAAGUUCUGGAUGACAGAGGCAAACUCUUUGUGAUAAAUGGAGAUAGAGACAUCAAAGAGGUGGCAUUUGAGCUGAAGCAAUAUUUCACAAGAUCUAUCUUUGGAGACAAAAAUGGAAAGAAGCUGGAACCACCACGAUCCAAUAUUCCUAAUCCCCCUGAAGAUGCAGUUCCCACAGCGGCCACUUACGAACGUCCAUCUGAGGCUAUAGAACGAACAAAAUCACAGAUGAAGGCCAGUAUGAUAGUUGUCAGAGAUGCACCAGAAAUAGUGAUUAAAGAUGAAGGAAGAAAGCCAGAUUUACCCACCUGUCCCAUCAUAGUUCUCGCAGGUGGACCAGGUAGUGGAAAAGGUACCCAAGCUAAGAUGAUCACUGAGCGCUACCCGGGAACAGUCCAUAUAUCUAUGGGGGAUAUUCUCAGGACAGAGAUCAGUCAAAAUGGCACAGUGGAUGAGAAAUGGGGAAUGAUUAGCUCCUUAGUACAAAAAGGAGAAAUGGCACCAGAGGAGGUGACAGUAGAUCUACUUAAAACUAACUUAGCAAAACACAAGGACGCAUCAGCCAUUAUACUUGAAGGCUAUCCUCGCGACAAGUCACAGGUGGAGGAAUUCAAUAAAUAUAUUGGAGGACUAAACUUUGUGCUGUUGGUAGACUGUGAUGAAUAUUACAUGCAGAAAAGACUGGUCGACAGAGGGAAGGAGAAAGACCGAAUUGAUGAUAAUCUCAACGCAAUCUCCAGUAGAAUUUGCUUCUUCCGUAAUAAUACACUACCUAUUUUAAAACACUUUGAUGACAAUGGCAAGCUUGUUGUCCUGCAUGGUGACAGAGAUAGCCAGGCCUUGUUCUUUGAUGUAUCCUGUGUGUUAGAUAGGGCUUUCUUCGGUGAUAAGUUACAGCAGCCUGCUCCGACAUCUGAAGGUCAGGUUGCCGACACAUCAGUGCUGAAGGACACCAAGAUCGUGUUUGUUGUCGGAGGACCUGGCAGUGGAAAGGGAACACAAUGUGAAAGGAUUGUACAACAAUAUGGCUUCACCCAUCUCUCCACUGGUGACCUUCUGAGGGCAGAGGUUGCUUCAGGGUCAGCUAGGGGCAAAGAACUCACAAGUAUCAUGGAGAGUGGACAGCUUGUACCCCUGGAUGUGGUGCUUGAAUUGCUGAAGGAGAAAAUGGUAGCUGCUGCAGCUACCAGCUCUGGUUUCCUAAUCGAUGGCUACCCCCGUGAGAUGGAACAGGGCACCAGGUUUGAAAGUGAGGUGGCCCCUUGUACAUGCGUCCUGUACUUCGAAGCAUCAGAUGAGACGAUGACACAGCGUCUCUUAGGACGUGCCCUCACCAGUGGUCGUGUGGACGAUAAUGAAGAAACCAUCAAAAAGAGGCUAAAGACAUUCCAUGACAUCACAACCCCUGUUGUAGAAUACUUCACACAGCAGGACAAGGUCAAAAAGGUGUCGGCUGAGAAACAAGUGGACGAGGUCUACACUGAUGUCCAGGCUAUAUUUGAUUCACUUGUUCCUGGAAAAGCAGAAUCAGCUCCUAAAGAUAAUGUUCCUGAGACUUCACCACCAGAGGUCACUACUCAAGAGACUGUACCUCUAGAUACCUCCGUUCUCAAGGACACCAAGGUCGUGUUUGUAGUGGGAGGACCUGGCAGUGGAAAGGGAACACAAUGUGAAAGGAUUGUACAACAAUAUGGCUUCACCCACCUCUCCACUGGUGACCUUCUGAGGGCAGAGGUUGCUUCAGGGUCAGCUAGGGGCAAAGAACUCACAAGUAUCAUGGAGAGUGGACAGCUUGUUUCCCUGGAUGUGGUGCUCCAGCUGCUGAAAGAAAAAAUGGUGGCAGCAGCCGCGACCAGCUCCGGCUUCCUGAUUGAUGGUUACCCACGUGAGAUGGAGCAGGGCACCAGAUUUGAAAAUGAGGUAACCCCUUGUACAUGUGUCCUCUACUUCGAAGCAUCAGAUGAGACGAUGACACAGCGUCUCUUAGGACGUGCCCUCACUAGUGGUCGUGUGGACGAUAAUGAAGAAACCAUCAAAAAGAGGCUAAAGACAUUCCAUGACAUCACAACCCCUGUUAUAGAAUACUUCACACAGCAGGACAAGGUCAAAAAGGUAUCAGCAGAGAGGGAUGUAUCAGAUGUGUUCACAGAUGUGCAAGUAAUAUUUGAUGAAAUCACAGGAGCUAAAGGAAAGAAGGAGAGUACGGACGCCGCGCCCAGUCUCAAGGAUGCUAAAGUGAUAUUUGUUGUCGGUGGACCAGGUAGUGGUAAAGGAACACAGUGUGCUAAGAUUGUGGAGAAAUAUGGUUUCUGUCACUUGUCAUCUGGGGAUCUUCUCAGGGCCGAAGUUUCAUCUGGCUCUGACCGCGGCAAACGGCUCAACGAAAUCAUGGAGAAGGGAGAGUUAGUUACUCUGGAUGAAGUACUGGCCCUAUUGAGUAAUGCUAUGAACGCCAAAAUAAGCACUACUAAAUGUUUCCUAAUUGAUGGUUACCCAAGGGAACUAGAGCAGGGCACAAGGUUUGAGAAUGAGAUUGUGGAGUGCACAAACGUACUGUACUUUGAAGUGCCCGAUGAGACUAUGACGGAGAGACUUUUGGAGCGUGGGAAGACGAGUGGACGUGUUGAUGAUAAUGAAGAAACGAUUAAGAAGAGAUUACAAACCUUCCACAAUCAGACGAAACCGGUCGUGGACCACUACGCAUCAAAGGACAAAGUCGUGAAGAUUGUAGCAACAGGAACUGUGGAUGAAAUAUUCGCAGAGGUACAGAAAUUCAUGGACAGCAAAACCUGGUAGUGUUUUAACAACAUGUUACCACAGCAACUGUUGCUAUGGAAAUGAAUAUUGAUAAACAUGUAAAAUAUAUAUGGUGUUUACUUUAUGAAGUAAUGCUGUUGUUUAUAUAAAUAUUCAUGUAUGUAACUGUUUAUUAAUCAGAAAGUAUAAAUGAUAUUCACAAUUUUGUCUUUAGUACGGUUUCUUAUAAGCGUAUCUACUGAAACAGUUUUUGAAAAGUGAAAUUGAAUUCCGUGUUCAUGAUUGUUCUUCUCUUCGUUUUGUUCAAAAGAACGCCAUCCAAUUUUUCUACUACAUAGGAAAUGUAACAAAAACUGUUCACUUGUUCAAAACUAAUGAAACAUACAUGGAUUUUUCAACAAACAAUGAUGUGUUACCUCCAUAUUUAGAUGUAAUACGAAACACAAAUCCAGGAGUCUCAUGUGAACUGAAAACGAGGCAACAAAACAGAGUAAUUUGACUAAUCUGAUAACCUGGGUCAAGCUGUCCUAUAACUACUGAUGUGAACACAACGUGUAUUCCUUAUUUAUUUGGAAAUAUAGAUUUUAUCAAAACUUGUGAAUUAUAUAAUUGACUACAAAAUGCGGACAAUUGUCUCGGGGCGGUCUUUGUUAGCUAUUUUCGUAACAUGUCCUGAUUAAAUGUCGAUAUUUUUAUUAUCACUUCAAAACUGCAAUGGGGGUUUAAAACACACUUUGUUAAUAUUCAGUAUUAGUUAUAACGAUUGCAACGUUGGUAUAAUUUUAGAAAUCAUGGUUAGAUUAUUGUGAACCGGAUUAUAGCACAUGGUGUCCAUAUCAAUCCACUAUUCUCAAAUAACAUUAUACAGAAUGCGUCAUGCGUUCGGUAGUUUUCCCGCUGUCUAAAUUACAAGCUUUGUCAAGCCAUAACUUUUUGAUGUCUUAUCUAUCCACUAUUUUCAAAUAACAUUAUAUAGAAUUAAUGCGUUUGGUAGUUUUCCCGCUGUCUAUAAAUUACAAGCUUUGUCAAGCCAUAACUUUAUGAUGUCUUAAUUCUACUUGUUUAUUGCUCAAUUUUAUACUUUUGUAAAUGAAGUGCCUCUAAUUUGGAUAGGGAUUGUUAUGUCCUUUUGCAAGAGGUAUCAAAAAAGGUCAAAACAACUAAUGUGUGUUUUAAAAAACAGUCUUUGUAAUGUAUUUUUGUGUAGGUUCCUUUCUAUCAAUAUUGUUCUUUUGUGCAAUUUCUUUAGGUUUCAUGAAAAAUCACAUCUUCCCAACUUAUAGUAUAUUGACUUUCUCAGUCAGAAGAGGAGUACAACUGAUCUGUCUUUUUCACGGUUAAGUCAAACAUACAUCAGCUAGUAAAGCUGCAAGAACAUUUCUUCAAAACAAUAAUUUUUAUCAAUAGAUAAAGAAAAUAUGCAAACAUUUCGCUUGGUAGUAUUCCUAAUUAGUAAUUAUGAUCCCGAUGUUUUUAAAAAUAUUAAUUUGUGAUUUAUUUCCUUAAGUUUUAUCUUGCUUUAGACACGUUUCCACUGUGUCGAUCGAACAAUAUUCUAAAUAGCAUCCUCGCCAUUUAUCGUUUUGUUGUACUGUUCAUGCCAACACAGACAGUCACGUGUCAUGUUUAUGCUUUGCGAGACCUUGGUGUCAAACAAUGUACACUUAUGUCAUUAUUGUUACAUCUUUAUGUCCAGCAUAGAUCUUGUGUCAGGUAGUUCUGUUUGUGUUGGUGUGAGCGGGGAUUUAUGUUGUGUUUAUGAUAUCCUUAAGCUGUUGUGAACAGUGCCUUAUGCUGUGAUAGAGGUUUAUUAAAUGCUAUUUUUAUUAUUUUCCGUUAUCCGACAGUAGGAAUGUUGUUACCAAAUUUAUUGUAGUGUUUCCACAGCCUCGGAUUCCAUUAUUGUCAAUACGUUUCUGUGUAUAAAUUUUAUUAAGUAAAUAUAUGUAAACACCUUA